Fulvia fulva is the source of this 1185-nucleotide messenger RNA. RefSeq lists its product as uncharacterized. Gene Ontology annotation, molecular function: RNA polymerase I general transcription initiation factor activity; rDNA binding. The transcript is spliced from 3 exons. Gene Ontology annotation, biological process: nucleolar large rRNA transcription by RNA polymerase I; transcription initiation at RNA polymerase I promoter. The record is from RefSeq and is a predicted model, not a curated record. Gene Ontology annotation, cellular component: RNA polymerase I upstream activating factor complex. NCBI's taxonomy places the organism in Eukaryota, Fungi, Ascomycota, Dothideomycetes, Mycosphaerellales, Mycosphaerellaceae. Bases 1 to 1185 code for a protein of 394 amino acids.
AUGGACUCUUCGUCGCCUUGGGAGCAGCACGACGGGAGCGAAGAUGAACAAGGAGAAUCAGACUCGGACAGGCAAGGACAAGGCAAAGGCUCUCCAAGCCAAAGUCGACGACCUCACCACACUGCACUCGGGGCUCGACAGGCAGUCGCAACGCUCGUAAGGACCUUACCAUCACGGGGCCGACUGCUCAACGAGUCAAACGCAGUACUCGAAUCCAGCGAAGGCAAAUCCGGCAAAAAGAAAUCUCGUUCCUCAAAAGAACCUGGCCCAAGGAUCUCCCGCCAACCCAAAGGCCUCCACUCUCGGUACCCUAAGUCAAGGCGGAGAGAGAUAAAGCAAAAUCUCAGCCGAGCAUAUCGCGAUCUUCUCAAUGCCGAUAUCGAAGAUGCACGGCGGCGGUCGAGCGGCAAGGCAGUAUCGCUAGACUCUUCGCAGAUUGGACGAUCGUACUGGACUGCGCAUGAGAAGGACUGUCUUUUCCGCAGAAUCGAGCGCACGGGGCUGCGUGAUCUCAAGGAUUUAAAUCAAGCGGUGCCAACGAAAAGCGAUGCAGAAAUCAAGGCCUACUUGCUGCUACUUGACGAAAGUCUAUCAAGCUCUGCCACUUACGGUACUUCUACUGAGCAACUUGACAUGAGCGACGUGCCAGCAGCCUCUGAAGUCCCAUCUGACCUCGAUAACCUCUUCAUGAACAACGGUGAGGAUGAGGAACAGAACUGGCAUCACCUCGAUGCGCUCUCAACAGACAUCGACGGUCCAGCCAUGUUCAGAUCGGCUUUGACAGACUUACACGACCUUGCAAUCGGUCUUACCCGCCGGCUUGUGCAAGUUGUCAUCUUUCAAGCCAUGUCGAGGCUUCGCGCUGAAGAUUCAAUCAGGAAAGACUGGACCCCAUCUGCGAAUAUACGUGAUGCUGAUGUGCAUUCUGCCCUGGAUCUGCUCAACAUGCCACGAAGCGGGGAACGAUAUUGGGCAAGCUGUGCGCGAAGAUGCAGGGUCGAUGUUUAUAGCGAACAGCGAAGAAGAAUACUCCAUGCAGAAUUGCAACGGCGUCUUGGAGAAGAUAUCGCGCUUCCUUUGAAACCCGAGGAUGAACUCGCAAGUGAAGAAGAACAGGAUAUAGAGGAGGAUCUUGAUGAUGGUGAAGACGAAGAUGAAGUCUCUUCUGACCACUCCGAUGAAUAA